Messenger RNA from Dreissena polymorpha, 2520 nucleotides. Its product is annotated as very low-density lipoprotein receptor-like. Gene Ontology annotation, cellular component: plasma membrane. Gene Ontology annotation, molecular function: protein binding. The transcript has 14 exons. The record is from RefSeq and is a predicted model, not a curated record. Lineage: Eukaryota; Metazoa; Mollusca; Bivalvia; Myida; Dreissenidae. Bases 81 to 1547 code for a protein of 488 amino acids.
CUUCAUAUUUGUAAGUACCAAGACAAUAUUAAAUAACGAACCGGUGCUGGAUUGCACGCAGAACAAAGAAAACGGCCAAGAUGCUUGGAUCAUUGGGAAUUUUUCUCUGCGUUGUUUUUUGCGCGUCGGGUCUCGCCGACAAUGUUGCCACUAAAUGCAACCUAACCGUAACCUUUCAAGGACUGGAAAUACCUGACGGGGGCUACGUACGAGCCACUAGCGGUCGGCUCAAUCAGGUAUAUUGUAACGCCUAUUGUACUGGACCUGGGGCCUCGCCUGCAUUGCAGUUCUUCUUCAAAAAGAACGGCACAAAUGACAGCCGGGUUUCGACGCUUGCUUCCAAGAGGAUAUACAGCGUCAAAACAACGUUCGACAGGAACGCCAUCCUUAACGUGCAAGACAUGGUUGAGUCCGACGCGGGUGUCUAUUACUGUAAGGGGUGGAUAAUCGGGCAAGGCUGGCAGCAACGUUACUUUAAUCUAGUCUUUGCAUGCCCCAAUAACCACAUGUUAUGCGACAAUACCAGAUGUAUCAUGGACAAGGAUGUUUGCAAUGGCGUUGAUGACUGCGAAGACAAGAAGGACGAAAGUGAUUGUGAUCCUAAAGACUGUGAUGAAGACAUGUUCGAAUGCGACGACGGACAGUGCCACAGUAAGACAAUGUUGUGCGACUACUAUCCCGACUGUCUUGAUGGUUAUGACGAGGCGCUCGAAACAUGUGGUCAACCUGAACCUGAACCUCAACCCGAACCUGAACCACAACCCGAGCCGCAUCCUGAACCUGAACCACAACCCGAACCAGAACCUCAACCUGAACCGUGCGAGGUACCGUGCAUGGACGGCACGUGCAUUUUGCAGACUCAGCUCUGUGACGGCAUUGCAGAUUGUGAGGACAGAUCAGAUGAGUUCAACUGCAGUGACAGUGACUCAGCCUGUGUUGUUUGGUGCCCGGAAGGAUACUGCUUGGAUCAGUCUGAGGUUUGCGAUGGAAUCAGAGACUGUGAUAACGGGAUUGACGAAUCAAACUGCCCUCAAAACGAAUGCGCACCAGACGAAUUUAACUGCGGAACUGGAGAUUGCAUUGCAAUUGGUUUGGUAUGCGACGGACGACCGAACUGCGUUGAUAUGACUGAUGAAUUCAACUGCCCACCAGUAACCCAGACCCCAACCACACCAACACCUACAGAACCUGAAGGCUGUGGAGAAGACAUGUUCGAAUGUGAUGACGGACAGUGCCACAGUAAGACGAUGUUGUGCGACUACUAUCCCGACUGUCUUGAUGGUUACGACGAGUCGGCCGAAACAUGUGUAACCACAACUGAGACUCCAACCACACAAACACCAACAACACAAACACCUUCAGGUUGUACCACGGACGAGUUCCAGUGCAAGAACAGCAAUUGCAUCCUUAAGUCCCAGGUGUGUAACUCGUUCCCAGACUGCUUACCGGGAGAUGAGGACGAGCUGAACUGCGAUAAUGUCGCACCUUGUUCAGAGGGAACACAGAGGUGUCCGGACAUGUCGUGUCAGUUGCGCUGUAAUGAGUAAUACUUACAGAAACCACUGAUCAGGCUAUAAAGUGACUCGACAUGUUUGUUCGCGACAUUCCAAGUUAUUCUAUUCUCUCAAAAAGUAAAGUAACGGACCAAACUAAGUUUUAGAACAAGAAAAAUAAUGAUUUUUUUGUGCAAUCUAAAACCAACACGUAAAUAUGAACAAGGAAUAUUAAAAACAAUAAAAUAAAUAACACAUUAUACUACACAAAUUUUCAAAUUUUCACCGAACUGAUUACUCCUAUACCGAAAUAUUUAUUUGAAUUAAUUACAGAACUCAAAUCGUUUUUAGGCGUCGUGUGAGCACAUCUGGUCAAUUAGUAGGUAUUUCCCUACCAUGUAUAUUUCUUUUGUAGGUGCACGUGCUUUAGAUUAUACACAGAAAAUUAGUUGAUAUUGUUAAAAAUUCAGCUUUGUUAAUUAUUUGUACUUCUUGUUCUCAGUGUGUAUUAUAUACUUCUAUUAUUUAACCUUUUCGAAUCUGAUUAAAUACAAACAUGGUAUAAGAUUGCAUAUAUUUGCUUUACUAUAAAGACUUCCUAUAUAAAAUCUUCUUUUCUCAAUUGUUCGACUUGUGACUUCAUCAGUACGGCUUCAAAGUUAUCUCCGAAUUUUAAAGACAUAAAUUUGUAUUUUCUUUGAAUCUGAAAGAAUUGUAUGCGGUUUUUUUUACUCCAAAAGGAUGCAAAAAGGGAUAUACACAACUGAGUCAACAUGUAUGUAAGCAUCAUGGGCUGGUUAUUCGUUUCUUUACAUAAUCAUGACGAAAAAAGCAAUAAAAAACGACCAAGAUGGCAAAUAUUCGUUUACAAAAUCGAACAUUUCUUGAAAAUGAUAACACCUCUGCCAUCUACAAUAUUUAUGUUUCUGUUCUAAUGAAUAAAUAUAUAUAAUACAAAUAAAUUAUAUGGUACAUUAACUUCAAUAUGUAUUUUAAAUUGCUUUAUCAAAUAAAUGAUUGUAUUGGU